This is a messenger RNA of Didymodactylos carnosus, 1521 nucleotides long. The record is from the annotation of a GenBank genome assembly. NCBI's taxonomy places the organism in Eukaryota, Metazoa, Rotifera, Eurotatoria, Philodinida, Philodinidae.
AUGAUCCGUAAAAUUAAAAAAAUAGAAAAUGUUGGCCGAUUUCGUUUAUAUGCGGGUGGCUAUCCAGAUGAAGUUCUCUUUAAAAAGCUAACAGUGAUCUAUGGCUCAAAUGGUAGUGGUAAAACGACACUGGCAGCUAUUUGCCGUUCCAUGACGAGUGGUGACCCUGGUGGAAUGGUGAAACGUAAAUCAGCUGUUCAGUACUUACCCAAUUCAACAGCACCUACUACAGAGGAUACUUCAAAUCAAGCAGCCGUUACUCCCAAGCCACCACUCAGUUUAUGUGGUGGUGAUCGAUUUACGGCGCUACGAAACGAAACUAAAACUGUUCUUCUUCAGCACUGGGAUGUAUUGGAUAAAAAGAGUACCGAGGCGAAGCUGAUAAGAUUCAGUGAUGAAGUUAUUCAUGAGCAGAAGAAAAAGGUAGAAGAUUGCCUCAAGACAGAAGAGACCGCGGUAAAUGAGUUUCUGCUAGAAUAUCAACAGCGUGUCAACGAUUAUCUGCAAAAGUUCUGUGCUGAUUUUCAGCUGCAAAAUCUCCGUAUAAAUCCCGUCAGGUUAACUCUCAUGUCCGACAUUCAUCAAAUCAGAACCAUCACAUAUGAUAUAACUGCAAAAAAUCCCCUGCCAACAUCAAACCCAAUUAAUGCAGAAUUUCUGAGUGAAGGCGAUCGUAGUGCCCUUGCUCUAGCAUUUUUUCUGACAAAACUUGAUUACGCUAUUGAGGACUCAUCCAGCCCAGCGACGAGACCGACAUUGGUCUUUGAUGAUCCGGUUACUAGUUUUGAUUCUCACAGACGAGAUGUAACAAUUGAAAUUAUUCGUGAUCUAUUAUUUAAUGAUGCUAUCUCACAAGCUAUUGUUCUCAGUCAUGAUGCACAUAUUUUGAACGACUUACUCAUCAGUGUGAACAAGAAACAAGAGAAGGAUGAUAUUAAAACUGUUACAACAGCUGAAUUUGAAAUAAAGAUUAAUGAUAUUGAAAAAACAUCCAGUUUAGUGGAUAAAGAUAUAGUGAAAAUAGCUGGUGGACGAUACAAAGCCUGUGUAUCUGCUCUCGAAGAUUAUCGACGAGGAGGGACGGACGACAUUGGCGUGAAAGCCAACGUUCUAGUAUACAUCCGUCAAAUAAUCGAAUCGAAUUUAAAAGAUCGUUUCUCUGAAUUGAUUGAACUCAAGCUACCAGUUAUAAAUAGCCGGAUGGUUGGUAACAUUAUCGAUGUGGUACAAAACGAAAGCGGAGUCAAAUCAAUCAGUGGUACUGUUACGAAGAAAGAGGAUUUAAUUACAGAAUUACGACAGAUUAAUCAACUUGUAUCAUCAGCCGCCCACAUCAAAGGACGAAACGACGAAGCUAAGGAAAAUCUUAUGGAUCUAGCAGAGAAAACAACUGUUCUAACAUUACACAAAUUAAUUCAACAAACGUACGACAUAAUUAAUAAUAAACUACCGCUACUAGUCUAUAACAAAAAGUCAAACCCAAAACCGACUGCAGUUUGCAUGAGUACACAAACAGAUUAA